UGCAGCCCUCUUGUUCGUGUGUUGACCAAACACUUUUCGCAUAUUUUUCCUUUUUCUCAAUUACAAAACAAAAAAACACGUAUUUAAAAUUGACUGUACGCUUGAGCUCCAUAUAGAUUGAGAGUUUUUGGUCAACGCACCUGUUCGUUUCAAGCGAAAAGUUUGAAACGCAGCGAUUAGAAAAUCACUUCCAUGAAGCGACAUCUACGCUAGAGGCAGAAACAGAAACGUGAAUGUGAAAGCCAGUCCGCGGCGGCAAACGGCAACAUCAAACACCCGACGACCAACAGUAACAGACCAGUGUAUAGGAAACUGCAACAAUUACGCUUACGUCCAUCAACCAGGUCCAGACCACACAGCCAGCACACAGCGCCUAUGCUGUAAGCAACUGGAAGAACUACUGAAUGUUCCCAUGGUUUGAUUGCAGCUCUUGAUUUGACACAUUAAUUGUUGUUUUGCAUCACACACAUACUACGUGUUCAUAGUUGUGUAAACAAUCGGAACGCACAGAAGCCAGCCAGCCAGCGCAUAGUACACGUCCGUAGCGAAGCUUUGGAAUAUAGAAAGCUGCUUGCUCUGCUCCUCCAGCUCGACAACAGGCCAGGCUCGACUCCAAUCCAGUCCACUGCACUCUCCAAGGCACAAGUCUAUCAAUUAAAGAUGGCCGCUGCCACUGCAACCGCCGGCAAUGCAGUGAACGACUGCUUCAACAUUGGAUCCACAGUAAUGUGCACGACCUGUUUCAACGAGGAGGUGGAGGGCGAGGUGCUCGCCUUCGAUCAUAACACAAAGAUGCUUAUCCUGAAAUGCCGAUCAAAGACAACCGAGGAGCUGAGUGAUAUCUAUGCGUUGAAUCUUUCGCUGUGCAGCAACGUGCAGGUGAUCAAGGAGUGCAACGGGAACUUUGUCGAUGAUCCGCAAAAGUUAAAUCUGGAACAGGUCAAAAUGCGCCUCAGGAAAACAGUGGAACGUCGCCAGGACUAUCUGAAGUCGCAGAAUGCCGACGUGAGCUCAGAAGCACAGGAACUUUAUCGAGCGAUAGCCAAACAAUACGGGUACAAUGAAGUAUCCUGGCAGGGACUGAACAUACAGAUCCUUAACGAAGUCACCAUCUCCCCACCAUAUCGUGUGGACAACGUGGUAUCGAGUUCAAACAACGAAACCUCGUGCAACUACAUUAAGCGCAUCAUCAAACAGUUCUUCAACUCCAGACUCUCGGGGGCACAGGACAGUGCUUCCAAUGCUGCGGCCAGCACUUCGUCAGCGUCGGUCUCCCCAACAUCCUCAUCUCUGUCAUCGAGUAAUGCUGCUUCUGGGUCGCCGGUCCCCGCUAACUAAGAAUAAAAAA
Messenger RNA from Drosophila subobscura, 1348 nucleotides. It is a transcript of the gene Lsm12a, whose product is annotated as LSM12 homolog A. The transcript has 5 exons. Bases 661 to 1338 code for a protein of 225 amino acids. The record is from RefSeq and is a predicted model, not a curated record. NCBI's taxonomy places the organism in Eukaryota, Metazoa, Arthropoda, Insecta, Diptera, Drosophilidae.